Molecule: messenger RNA, 939 nt
Organism: Camellia sinensis
Lineage: Eukaryota; Viridiplantae; Streptophyta; Magnoliopsida; Ericales; Theaceae
Source: RefSeq, a predicted model, not a curated record
UUCACUUCCGUUGAUAUGCGUAGGUCGGCAACACCAAAGCAACAACGACGGCUAGCGACGAAGACAUUGUUUAGGUGUGGUCGCUUUGAGCUCAGGGUGACGAAGAUCCGACGAGAAAGAGUGACACCAUCAGUUUCUUGUGGUCGAUUCGAUCUCCGCUGUACCAAGAUUCGUGAGGAAAGGAUUCAUUUAGGUACACCCCCAUUUACUGAAGACUCUUUGAAGAGGAAGCAAAAGGCAGCACACACACCAGACUCAUCUUCUUUUGCUGAAAACGACAUGGAGGCACAUCCCAAAGCAAAAGUGUUCAGGAAAAAGGGUCUAGACCACAUAGACUUGUUAGACGUCCUCUUUGCCAACUCCCAAGCCACUGGCGCACUUGCCCGUGCUUCAACCCAAGGACCCCCAACCUCUGAUAAAGAAAGGGAUAUCCAAAGUGCAUUCUUUGGUGUUGGAAUCAACUCAAAUACCGAUUCCAUCCCUAUUGAUGACGACAUGGACAGAGAUGAUGACCCGAAGGUAGGUGGGAGUUGUGACCCGAAGGUAGGUGGGAGUAGUGGUAACGAUGGUGGGCGAAAGGGUGCACACUUUGAUUUCGCACUUGAUACAUGGACUGUCACAAACCUUGCCAAAAGAGAAUUUUUUGCUCGCCAAAACAAAAUGGCUGAAGCAAGCCAGGCUGAGAAAAACAAAACUCCAUUGCAGCAUGUAUCCAAUGUUUGGCAAUAAUGGACGAAAUCGCUCCCGACCAAUACGUGAAGCCGUGUGAGAGUUUCCGCGAUAAAGCAACGAGGAAAAUGUUCAUGUUGAUACUACCCAACAUGCAGCUGCAUUGGGUUCGUAAACUUGCUUAGGGAUGAUGGACUUUGUACUGAUGCAAUUUCAUUUUGGUCAGCAUCCAAGUUGUUGUAUGUGAGCGUAUGUAGCUAAAACACUAAA